Entrophospora sp. SA101 is the source of this 894-nucleotide messenger RNA. The record is from the annotation of a GenBank genome assembly. Lineage: Eukaryota; Fungi; Glomeromycota; Glomeromycetes; Entrophosporales; Entrophosporaceae.
AUGUCUGACAUUUUCACACACAUUGGUUUUAUCAUCAGUGGAAUCAAAGAAAAGCUCAGUGGUGUCAACAAUAUAGUUUCAGAACAAGCACCAGCUCAGCCAGAAAUCAAAUCUCCCAUCAUAGAAGAAAUUCGUAACAGACAUAGUGGGAGAGUAUUUAUUGGGCAACCAACAUGUCAUAGUUUGGGAGACAUAUUAAAAUCUUUCAAAAAGCCCAUUGAUAUUAUCAAACAAUCUAUUCCUUCAGGGAAAGGUAAGAAAAAUGAAAUAAUCCCAGAGUCUCCUGCUGAAUCAAGCAGUCAAGCACAAAGAAGAGAAGAGGCUAGAGUCCAAAAGAAAAAACUAGGAAUAGUACCAAAAGAUAAUGAAGUGAAUGAAGAUGAAUUAUUGCUUCUAGAAAGUGUCCAAGAGAAAAUCAAGAGUGUUUUAAGAUUAGAGCAAUCAAAGAAAAAAAGAAUUCAAUUUUCAAUCUUAUUACAAGCAACUAUGGAGAGGACUGUCAUGGAAACAGAUGAAGAUGGUGUUUCAUAUAUGAGAAAUCAUGAAGAAGAUCACACAUUCAAAACUACAAUGGAUUACAUCUUUAAUGAAAGUAAUAUUAAUGAUGAACUUAUAUCUAAUUCUUAUGACCAAAUAUGUCAAAUGAUUAGUAAAUUUAUUUACUUUUUAUCAGGAUAUAAAUUUAAGAAAGGAAUAUAUAUUGAUGUUCAAGUAGUGCAAUAUAUUAUUGCCAGAGUAGGAAGCUAUAUAGAGACUCCUAAAAAUCUCACAAACACAAAGGGAACAAUAAAUCCCGAUAACAGUGAGACCAAGGAUAAUAACUGUCUACAAUGGGCUAUAUGCACAUUUAAUGCAGAUAGACUCACAGAAGGUAAGCAAAAUAAUCUUCGAUGA